Molecule: messenger RNA, 813 nt
Organism: Ipomoea triloba (trilobed morning glory)
Lineage: Eukaryota; Viridiplantae; Streptophyta; Magnoliopsida; Solanales; Convolvulaceae
Exons: 1
Coding region: 1-813 (270 amino acids)
Molecular function (GO): acetylglucosaminyltransferase activity
Source: RefSeq, a predicted model, not a curated record
AUGACGUCAUCUCCGGCGAGUGGGAACGCUCUGGUUGUUGGGCUUAGCAAGGCUUUGCUGGUUUCCGGCGUGGUGUUUUUCUUGGGGAUUGUUUUGAUCCCCAACGCCGGCCGUAAUUGCCCGUCUCCGUCUUCCGAUUUGGCCAGCGUGGCGAAAUCCAGCGGCGCCACGUCGGCGCCGACCAACAUGAGCCACGUGAUAUUCGGGAUUGUGGGGUCGGAAGGCGCGUGGCACCACCGGAGAGCUUACGUGGAGUCAUGGUGGCGGCCGAACGUCACGCGCGGGUACCUUUUGCUCGACAAGGAGCCGACGGGGGACCUGCUGCCGUGGUCCCCACAGUCGCCGCCGUACAAGAUAUCGUACAACAUAACGGAAGUGGUACAAAUGACGAAACACGUGGACGCUAGGGUGGCGCGUAUGGUGCACGGGAUCAGCGAGAUCGUGGGGAAUGCGGGGGAGGGAGUACGGUGGGUGGUUAUGGGGGACGAUGAUUCUAUUUUUAUGGUGGAGAAUAUUCUUGAGCUCAUAGCACGGUAUGAUCAUACGAAAUUCUUCUACAUCGGCGGCCACUCGGAGUUCGUUUUGUCCAACUUUUGGUUCUCGUUCAACCAGGCGUUUGGCGGCGCCGGGAUCGUGUUGAGUUAUCCGCUGGCCAAAGCCUUGUCGGACGGCAUCAUGGGUUGCCUGAAAAGAUACUCGCGGUUCACUAGCGCCGACAAGACUACAAUGUCAUGCGUUGCCGACCUCGGAGUCAACAUUUCUCCUCAUGGAGGUUUUCAUCAGGUCAAUUUUCCCUAUUUUUCAUUUCUCUAG